Messenger RNA from Mercenaria mercenaria, 2945 nucleotides. RefSeq names its product fibropellin-1-like. The record is from RefSeq and is a predicted model, not a curated record. The annotation marks the transcript as partial. Gene Ontology annotation, biological process: Notch signaling pathway. Gene Ontology annotation, molecular function: Notch binding; calcium ion binding. The transcript has 20 exons. NCBI's taxonomy places the organism in Eukaryota, Metazoa, Mollusca, Bivalvia, Venerida, Veneridae.
AUAUUUGAAGAUAUAACAAGUGCACUUCAUAUGCUAAUAUGUUUACAACUAGGUUCAGAUAAUAACUACAAGAUGCUGGAAUUCACCGACGUGUAUUUGUGCUGUUGCAAUACGAGCAGGGAGAGAUGUUUUCAUGAUUAAUAUUUGCGGCAGUAUCAAUUAUUUGGGAUUUACACAUUGUGGUGAAGGUGGAAUAUUGCAAAUCAUAAAAGAAAAUGACAACCUAUAUAAUAUAUACACACCAAUUGGUACAAAAAUAACAGUUUCACUGAAAUAUGGAUACAUUGAUGUAGAUAUUACAAUGGCACCGAAAGAUUUAAAUAACGUAGAAGGCUUAUGUGGUCAUUUUGACAAUGACAUUUCAAACGAUUUCCGGCAUAGGGAUGGAACAACUUCUGGGCUUGCUUGGAAAGAUGAUGCCUUUUCUAAUAGCUGGAGAGUUGACGGCAACGAUAACCUAUUUUGGACGAACAGACAACUUACAGCAUGGGGUGACGACAACAAAUUGUACUGCAUUUGCAAAAGGACUACCAGAGAAGCCGAAGCAUUCUGUUCACCUUCACAAUACUUGGACUGUGAAGUUGAUUCCUCGUCUAUAACUAAACAGCAAUGUCUAGUUACACAGAACAGAAAGAGGAGAAAUGUCCAUUUUAAUGACGACAAAGAAUUAGAACGACUGUUGACUUUGAUGUUGCCGGCUCCAAAACAUAUUGUUGUCAAACGCCAGGAUGAAGGAACAAUUAUCACGGAAGAUGAAGCCAUGUCAUUGUGCACCGAGAAAAUCAAAGGGUCACUGGCUAUGUCGUCAUACAAGGAUGUUAAUGGAAACGAAGACCCGGAUGCCGUCAUUUCGCAGUGUGCUUUUGAUUUACAGGCGUCAAACGACAAAUCGCUAUAUGAGGUUCAUGUUGAAUCGGUGAAUACGAUUGUUAAAAACAUUAUGGACAAGGAACCGGUUUAUGUUGCAAACAACACAGAAAAGGUGGAUUUUUUCUACGAAAAUACAUGUCCAUUUAAUUGUAGCGGCAGAGGAAAUUGUUCAAAGACAAGUGAGUGUGAAUGUGAACAGUUUCUUCAUGGUGCUGCUUGUUCAAUAGAUGAAAGGGAUCCACUACGUAUAGACGAUAUUGAAGGUGGUGGAUUAUGUGAUUUAGCAGAUGGCGUCGAAUGUACAUGUUUUUAUGUAAGAUCGGACACAAUUCUUGACGGAUUCAGUUGCAACAUUAAUACAUUUAAGAUGUCUGUAAAUGGGACAUUGACAAACGUUUCAUCAAAAACUUUUAAAGGCGGAUAUCAAGACAUAUUUACCGGUCUGUGUUGUGUUCCUGAAAAUAUUGUAGGAACGAGUGAUGUAUUUGUGUCAAAUUAUAAUGUUUCAAUAAGCAAUAACGGUGAAAAUUUUGGAAAUGAAGAAGACAUUUACGUAUUUGAUUCAACGUGUCAACAUCUGGAAGAUGAUGUGCAGAGUGUUAAACAAUUUACUUUAAAGGAUGGUCAUUGCUUUAUAGAAGGUUAUUGUGUUGCCGAAAAUGAAAUGUCGUUUAGUGGUUGUUUAGCCUGCAAACCGUCUACAGUUAGGUUUAACUGGACAGAAUACAACCCCUGUCAGAACGGAGGGAAUUGUAGUAGCAAAAUUAAUGGAUACAUGUGUGCCUGUGUAGACGGUUAUGGAGGAAUGAACUGUGAGACUGAAAUCGAUGAGUGUUCAUCAAGUCCUUGCCAAAAUGGUGGAAAUUGUACAGAUCUGUUUAAUGCAUAUUCUUGUGAUUGUCGUGGAGGAUUUACUGGUUCUAGCUGUGAAACAAAUAUAGACGAAUGUUCAUCAAAUCCGUGUCAAAAUGGCGGAAUAUGUUUGGACCAGGUAAAUAUGUAUCAGUGUGACUGUUCUGCUGGAUAUGAAGGAAACCAUUGUGAAAUGGAUAUUGAUGAGUGUGAGUCAAACCCCUGUCAAAAUGGCGGCAACUGUACAGAUCAUGUCAAUGGGUAUACAUGUCAGUGUGUUCCGGGAUAUUUUGGCACGAACUGUUCCAUUGGCACAAACAAAUGUGAGUCAAAUCCCUGCCAAAACGGAGGCUUUUGUGUUGACGAAGUCAAUGGACGUCAAUGCAAUUGUAUUGCUGGGUAUAACGGCAUAAACUGUGAGCUAAAUAUUUAUGAAUGCUCAUCUAAUCCAUGCCAGAACGGCGGAAGUUGUGAAGAUCUUGUUAACGGCUACGUUUGCAAAUGUAUUCCUGGCUAUAACGGGAGUGUCUGUGAACAAGAUAUUGACGAAUGCGCAACUGCUCAGUGUCAGAAUGGAGGUACAUGUUUGGACCAGGUCAAUGCUUACAUAUGUGAAUGUGCUGCUGGAUAUGAGGGUACUUCCUGUAUGAGUGAUAUCAAUGAAUGUUCGUCUGAACCUUGCAAAAACGGCGGAUCAUGUACAGACCUUGUGGCGGACUACAGUUGUACUUGUGUUGAUGGAUAUGAAGGGACCACUUGUGAAAUAGAUAUCAAUGAAUGUUCGUCUGAACCUUGCAAAAACGGCGGAUCAUGUACAAACCUUGUGGCGGACUACAGUUGUACCUGUGUUGAUGGAUAUGAAGGGACCACUUGUGAAAUAGAUAUAAAUGAGUGCUCCUCGGAUCCGUGUCAAAAUGGUGGUUCUUGUAAAGACCUUGUCGCCGAUUUCAAUUGUGUUUGUGCCGCUGGAUAUGAGGGUUCCAAGUGCGAAAUUGAUAUCAAUGAAUGCUCUUCUAACCCAUGUAAGAAUGGUGGUACAUGUGAAGAUGAUGUCGCUGGCUACAAAUGCAUCUGUUCCGCAGGAUAUGAGGGCACCGUGUGUGAAACUGAUAUAGACGAAUGUUUGUCCGACCCUUGUAAGAAUGGCGCUACAUGUGAAGAUGAAGUGAAUGGUUACACAUGCCAAUGUGCUGCUGGAUAUGAAGGCAUGGACUGUGGAAUUG